This is a messenger RNA of Cicer arietinum (chickpea), 2393 nucleotides long. RefSeq names its product acetolactate synthase 3, chloroplastic-like. Gene Ontology annotation, cellular component: acetolactate synthase complex. Gene Ontology annotation, biological process: L-valine biosynthetic process. The record is from RefSeq and is a predicted model, not a curated record. Lineage: Eukaryota; Viridiplantae; Streptophyta; Magnoliopsida; Fabales; Fabaceae. Gene Ontology annotation, molecular function: flavin adenine dinucleotide binding; thiamine pyrophosphate binding; magnesium ion binding.
AAGAAAGAAAUAAAUAACAAUAUUUUUAUUUGACUAGCUUAUAUAAAAAUCUUAAAUAAAAAAUCUGAAUAUUCGCAUUACCAUCACACACACUGUAAACUCGAACUCCAUCAUUCAUUCAACAAUGGCCGCCACCACCACCACCACCCCUUCCAGAUCCGCUUUCUCUUCUUCUUCACAUCCUAUCUUCCCAAAAAGCAACACCAAACUAACAUUCUCUCUCUCUCCCAUUUUCAACAAACCAAAACUCAUUAGUUCUCGUCCCUUCAAAAUCUCAUCCUCCCUCUCAAAAUCCCCCACCGCACCAUCCUCCAUAACAACAACAACAACAACCACCACCACCUCCACUUUCAUAUCUCGCUUCUCACCCACCGAACCGCGUAAAGGCUCCGACAUUCUUGUCGAAGCUUUAGAACGCGAAGGCGUAACCAACGUCUUCGCUUACCCCGGUGGAGCUUCCAUGGAGAUCCACCAAGCCCUAACCCGUUCCAAAAUAAUCCGAAACGUCCUUCCCCGUCACGAACAAGGCGGUAUAUUCGCCGCCGAAGGCUACGCGCGUUCCUCCGGUCUUCCUGGCGUUUGUAUUGCCACCUCCGGUCCCGGUGCCACCAACUUAGUUAGCGGUCUCGCCAAUGCUUUGAUGGAUAGUAUUCCAAUAAUCGCUAUCACCGGUCAAGUUCCCCGGAGAAUGAUCGGAACCGAUGCUUUUCAAGAAACCCCCAUCGUUGAAGUAACGAGAUCCAUCACAAAGCAUAACUACCUCAUUCUUGAGGUUGAUGAUAUUCCUAGGGUUGUUAGAGAGGCUUUUUUCGUUGCUAAUUCUGGUAGGCCUGGCCCAGUUCUCAUUGACGUACCCAAAGACGUUCAACAACAACUCGCUGUUCCGAAUUGGGCCCAGCCCAUUAAACUAACUGGAUAUCUCUCCAGGCUUCCCAAGAUUCCUAUUGAGGCCCAAUUAGAACAAGUUGUUCGGUUAUUAUUAGAAUCUAAAAAACCUGUUUUAUAUGUUGGAGGUGGUUGUUUGAAUUCAAGUGAGGAGUUAAAACGGUUUGUUGAAAUUACCGGUAUUCCUGUUGCUAGUACUUUAAUGGGACUAGGUAGUUACCCUGUUGGAGGAGAACAUUCCCUUCAAAUGUUGGGUAUGCACGGUACUGUUUAUGCUAAUUAUGCUGUUGAUAAAAGUGAUUUAUUGCUUGCUUUUGGGGUUAGGUUUGAUGAUCGUGUAACUGGGAAAUUAGAAACUUUUGCUAGUAGGGCUAAUAUUGUUCAUAUAGAUAUUGAUUCGGCUGAAAUUGGGAAGAAUAAGCUUCCACAAGUGUCUGUUUGUGCUGACAUGAAGUUUGCGUUACAAGGUCUUAAUAGGAUUUUGGAGAGUAAAGGGAUUAAAGAUAAACUUGAUUUUGAAUCAUGGAGAGAGGAAUUGAAUGUUGUGAAAAUUAAAUUUCCUCUUGGGUUUAAGACGUUUGAGGAUGCGAUUUCACCUCAGUAUGCCAUCCAGGUGCUCGAUGAAUUGACAAAUGGUGAUGCUAUUGUUAGUACUGGUGUUGGACAGCAUCAAAUGUGGGCUGCUCAGUUUUAUAAGUAUAAGAGACCUAGACAAUGGUUAACUUCGGGUGGACUUGGUGCUAUGGGUUUUGGAUUGCCUGCUGCGAUGGGCGCUGCUGUUGCUAACCCUGAUGCUGUUGUUGUUGAUAUCGAUGGGGAUGGUAGUUUUAUGAUGAAUGUACAAGAGUUAGCUACUAUAAAAGUGGAGAAACUCCCUGUUAAGAUUUUGUUGUUGAAUAAUCAGCACUUGGGUAUGGUUGUUCAGUGGGAGGAUAGAUUCUACAAGUCGAAUAGAGCUCAUACUUAUCUUGGUGACCCUUCUAGGGAGAAUGAAAUUUUCCCUAACAUGCUUGGAUUUGCAGAUGCUUGUGGGAUACCAGCAGCUCGUGUGACGAAGAAGGAAGAGCUUAGAGAUGCUAUUCAGAAAAUGUUGGAUACUCCUGGUCCUUAUCUUCUAGAUGUUAUUGUACCUCAUCAAGAGCAUGUUUUGCCAAUGAUUCCUAGUAAUGGUUCCUUCAAGGAUGUGAUCACUGACGGUGAUGGAAGAAGGAGUUACUGAUUGAUUGGGCUAAACUAGAUACGGUAUUCCUUCACUGUUGUUUUGUACAAUAUAUAUAGCUAUUAUUGCUAUCCUAGUUGCGGGAUUUGACACUCGUUGUAAGCUAAGCAUGUUAGUUUAGUUUUUUGUUGUAAUUUUGGUGGCAUGUUUCUUUGUAGAAUGCCGCACCUCUUGUUGUUGUAUUGUUUUUUUUUUCUUUUCUGUAGUGAGAUUCAGGUUGAAGUGAUCGAUAGUAGUAACAUUUCUAAUCUUAGAAUUCGAAUAAAAUCUGAUUGUUCUCUAUGCUCAA